Molecule: messenger RNA, 2986 nt
Organism: Papaver somniferum (opium poppy)
Lineage: Eukaryota; Viridiplantae; Streptophyta; Magnoliopsida; Ranunculales; Papaveraceae
Product: E3 ubiquitin-protein ligase XBAT33-like
Exons: 12
Coding region: 1129-2670 (513 amino acids)
Molecular function (GO): protein binding
Source: RefSeq, a predicted model, not a curated record
AGUGUACUUAGAGAAGUGGGAGUCCCUCCUGGACCAAGGCUUCUAAUACUUGACCACAUUGAAAGGGAUCCUGAACUGCAAAAGAUGCGGCAAAAACGGUGAAAAGUAAACCAAAGGACAGUGGCCUCAGUCUCAUACUUGAGGUUUGGAUUUCCAUCUGUCCGACUGGCUUCAGAACGUCGUUAUUCAGAAAUAGCUCUUUUGACUUCUAGAAGUCAAACAACAAGAAGUCAGUUUGGGUGUGGAAUUUCAGAACAAUUUCUAGAAGCAAAAAUGUCGACUUUUUGUGAAGUAAAAUAUCUGGACUUCUCCUUCUCCAGAAUCAGAAUCAUAAACAGAAUUGUAUCCCGCGCUAUAAUUAUACCAGAAUUAGCUCUCAAGCCAGAAUUUUACCAGAAUAAUGCAAAAUAAUACAACUCGUACAUCACCCACUACCCAGCUAUAAAAGCACAUGUAUAAGCUGAACAGCCUGACUGAACUAAUAAGUAUGGAAUCUCCCUUCUUGCAUUGGACACUGUCAGUCCACCUUCCUUGAACAUUCUAUGAAUGCGAUUGCCGCGUUAACAAGUCGCUAUAUCUGGCAAGAAGUUCAGUUAUGCGCCAUCCCACGGCACAAAGGGACAUAACUUUCAGUAAAAUGUGGGUGGUGUGUGAUGUUAAAAUGUCGGUUGUUGAAUAAAAAAGGCCAUUCCUCCCUCCCUCCUCUGUGGUUUUUUUUAUCCGUUUGUUACAUGCUUUUAUUAAAAGGGACAUCUUUUUCUGUUUGCUUUUCAAAUUUACUCCACAGCUUUACCUUCCAAGUCAAUCAAUUCAUUUUCUAAUACUUUCAAUCAAAAUUCCCCCAAAUUUCUUUCUUUAUUAGAUACCGUUCCAAGUUUUGUCUCUUGUUUUGAAAUUGUUUUUUUUAAUAAUUUCACUCCUCCUUACUGUCUAACAAGUCAUGCCAUUUGACUUGAUAAUCUCUGGUUCCAAAUAGACACACACCCCCACAAAUUUGUUUUAUUUUCUCUCUGGUUUCUCCGAGUCUUUUUCAGAUUUGGGGUCUUCUUGUUUCUUUCUUCUGACUCUUCUUUGAUUAUUUUUUUCUGGGUUUCUGAGUAUUCUAGAGAGAAGGGGGUUGGGGGGGAGAUGGGGAAUUCAUUUGGGUGUUCCGCAUCAGGGGAGAGAUUAGUGAGUGCAGCUAGAGAUGGAGAUUUGGUUGAAGCUAGAAUGUUAUUAGAAUUCAAUCCUGGGUUAGCUAAAUAUUCUACUUUUGGUGGUUUAAAUUCUCCACUUCAUUUUGCAGCUGCUAGAGGACAUAAUGAAAUUGUAGCAUUGUUGCUUGAGAAAGGAGCAGAUGUGAAUUCCAGGAACUACUGUGGACAGACGGCAUUGAUGCAUGCGUGCAGGUAUGGGCAUUGGGAAGUUGUGCAGACACUCCUGCUGUACCGUAGCAAUGUUAUACGAGCUGACUACCUCAGUGGUCGGACAGCUCUCCAUUUUGCAGCUGUAAAUGGACAUGUUAGAUGUAUAAGACUAGUUGUAGCGGAUUUUAUCCCAAGUGCUCCACAUGAAGUCAUCAGUUCUCAGACCAGUGGAGAAGGAGGACCUGCGACUAAUUCAAGCAACAAAUUUGACCAACCUGCACUUUCCAAGUUUGUUAACAAGGCGGCAGAUGGUGGUAUAACUGCUCUCCAUAUGGCUGCACUUAAUGGGUAUUUUGAUUGUGUCCAGCUACUACUGGAUAUUCAUGCAAAUGUCUCUGCUGUGACAUUUCACUAUGGAACCUCGAUGGAUCUGAUAGGAGCUGGAAGUACUCCUUUGCAUUAUGCUGCAUGUGGAGGCAAUCUGAAGUGUUGUCAGAUCCUUCUUGGAAGAGGUGCUAGUAGAUUUACACUGAACUGCAACGGGUGGCUACCUCUGGAUGUUGCGAGGAUAUGGGGACGCCAUUGGCUUGAGCCCUUGCUGACACCUAGUUCUGACUUAGAACUACCGACGUUUCCGCCAUCAGUUUACCUCUCGUUGCCUCUCAUGAGUGCACUGAAUAUAGCAAGGGAAUGUGGGUUGCAAUCUUCUAGUGCCUCAGCUGAUGAUAGUGAUGUCUGUGCUGUUUGCCUGGAGAAGGCAUGCACUGUAGCCGCUGAAGGUUGUGGGCAUGAGCUUUGUGUAAGAUGUGCGCUCUAUCUUUGCUCAGCAAGCAACAUUCCUUCCGACAUGGUGGGACCACCAGGUUCCAUUCCGUGCCCACUUUGCCGAAACGGCAUCAUCUCUUUUAUAAAAUUGUCUAAUUCUCCAGCAAAGGAGGAGCUCAAACAACAUCUAUCUCUAGGACUUUGCACCCCAUGUAUGCUUCAUCAUGACCCAGAACCCUCACCUACCUCACUUAGACCCGAAAUUCGCAAGAACCGUGUUGUUUCAGUUUCUUCCGAUUUUUCAUGUCCUGUGUCUUGCAGUCCAUUCCCUUCAGUUCCUAUUCCCAUGUGCACAUGCAACGAAGACUCCUGCCCGUCCUUUGAACCCUCGGGUAGAGAAAAUGAAGACGAGUCACCGCGUCGAUCACAAGGAACGAUUGGAGGAGAAGAAGAUAAAACAGAAGGAACAAGGUUUGACAAAACAACAUGCUCAAGUAUAUUCUGGACUAGAAGAAGUUGCCACAGAGAGCAUCAAUGCAACUCCGAAAUCAACGCUUGACUUCAUUGUGUAUAAAAAUCCUUUUUGUAGAAGUUAUAGGUUUCCAUUGCUUAUGGAUGUGCAGAAUGUACUAGGUUUUUUUUUUUUGUUGUCCUCGGGCUAGAAUCGGUGAAAUUUGUUUGUUUCCCACUAUGCCCAUGUCUGGUUUUGGGUUUAUAGAUGUUCUUAAAUAUAUUGGUUAGCUUUAUCAUUUCGAAAAUGUUCAUCAGAUGUAAGCAUUGAAGUAGAUAAAAAUUACUUCCAUGGCUGCUUAAGAGAUUCUGUGUUUUGGUUGUUGUAACUGAUUAUAAUUUUAAAAAUCAUUGUUACAUGUGUA